GUAUUGUAUGAAUUGAUAUAUGUGGGUAUUCUCAGAUUUGAAUAAAUCAGUCUUUGUCUCGAACUUGUGUUUGACUUACGUGUCCCAAUGCAUAACAUGGCGCAGCCGAAGGAUUUCUAAAUAGAACCUUGUUAACGAAUUAGUAGUAUCGGAAUACUAAUUGCGAUUCGGACUUAAAAAGUGAUUUGUUUAUGUAUUGUGUGUUUACGCCGGGCGUAGAUAUUGUGUUACCGUUGAAAAAUGGAAUCGUUGUUGCCUCCACCGCCGCCAUUUACUUUUUUGAACAAUGAACAAAAUGUAACUUCUGGAAACGUUUCAAAAGACUGGGAGAAGUGGAAAAAAUCAUUUGAAAUUUAUUCCGUCGCGUGUGAACUAGGGAAAAAGGACGCAAAAGUGCAAAUAAAUAUUUUAUUACAUGUCAUUGGUGAGCAAGGACGUGAAGUGUAUGAACAAUUUAGUGACACGUUUACAGAUUUAAAAAGUUUACUUAGCAAGUUUGAUUCUUUCUUCUUGUUGCGGAAAAAUAUCACUGUACAAAGACAUUCGUUUUUUACGCGCGAUCAGAAAGAUGGAGAAUCAAUAGAACAAUACUCGUUUGAACUGAAAAAAUUAGCUAAUAAAUGUGAGUUUAAGGACUUGUGCGACGACUUGGUACGAGACAGGUUGAUUUGUGGCAUUAAAGACACUGCAAUAAGGGAACGGCUACUUCGGGAACCUACUCUGACGCUUCAAAAAGCGAUUGAUAUCUGUAAUAUAGCACAGAUGUCACGCGUGCAAGCAGGCACCAUAAAAAAGGAGUCGACAGAACAACACGCUUAUUACAUCGGUAGUGGCAGUGCACAGGAGGAAGUUGCAGAUGUACAUUUUCUAUAUCGACGUGGAGGAGCGGCUAGCAGAGGUCGAGGUCGGGGUGGCUGGCGAGGCGGGCGCUUCGCUCGACCACCGCUCGCGCGACCCCCGUCUGCCGCUCGCCCCGCCGCCGCCGGAUCAGCUGUGCGGCGACCAUAUGAUCAACGAGAUAACGGAAUGCGCGCUGCCUGUGAGAUGUGUGGAGUGUCCCAUGAUAGUCAGAGAUGUCCAGCUUAUGGAAAAAGGUGCUUGCGGUGCAAUCGGUUAAACCACUUUUCGCGUGUUUGUCGCGUGUAUGAAUUGAGCGCCGAAGAUAACACCGAUCAGGUAAUUUACUAUUUCAAUAAUAACAAUAGUAGUGAUUGGUCAGUUACAGUAAGCAUAAAUAAUAUCGAAAUAUCGCUUAAAAUUGAUACAGGUGCAGAUACGAAUGUAUUGCCUUACAGUUACUUGGAAAAAAUUGGCUAUAAUAAACAAGAUAUUUUACCUACGCUAGCUAGGUUACGUGGGUAUUCUGGCGGCGAGAUCAAAGUAUUAGGUAGAUGCAACUUAAAGUUGAGGCACAGGAAUAAUGAUUAUAUUUUAAAAUUCAUAAUAGCCGAUACAGAUUCACCUCCGAUUUUAGGUCGCGAUUCUUGUCAGGAGUUAAAUGUGGUAAAGUUAAUACUUUCAGUAGACUCGCACAAAGACUUUAAAACUAAAUUUUUAGAAGAAUACGCGGACGUGUUUGAAGGUAUUGGUUGUAUGCCGGGUGAGUACAGGAUAGCGUUAGACGACAGUGUACGUCCUGUAGUACAUGCACCGCGGAAAUUGCCUGUAGCCCUUAAGGAACAAAUAAAGCUUAAAUUAGACGAAAUGGAGAGACAACAAAUUAUUGCGAAAGUUGAAGGGCCAACUGAUUGGGUAAACAGUAUGACCGUGGUUAAGAAACCUAAUGGGGACUUGCGUAUUUGUCUAGAUCCGAAGGAUCUAAACAAAGCGAUCAAGCGGGAACACUAUCGAUUACCUACAAUCGAUGAGAUAACAGCCAACUUGACAGGUGCGAGAUUCUUUAGUACACUAGAUGCAAAAAAUGGGUUUUGGCAGUUAAAACUGAGUCAGGAAAGUACUAACUUAUGAACAUUUAAUACGGCCUUUGGUAGGUAUAAGUUCCUAAGGCUACCGUAUGGUAUCACGUCAGCGUCUGAAGUAUUUCAUAAAAAGGUUUUUGAAUGUUUUGAUGAUUUAGGAUGUGGAAUCUGUUUGUUUAUAGAUGAUUUGUUGAUAUUCGGGCGCACCAGGGAGGAACACGAUACACGGCUUAGAAAGGUACUUGAUAGGUGUAGGCAGAUAAAUCUAAAAUUGAAUUUAAAUAAGUGUAAAUUUGCAUUGUCUGAAAUAAAAUACCUUGGCCAUAAAAUUACUCAAAAUGGGAUUUACCCAGACGAGUCGCACACGUCAGCGAUAAAAAAUAUGCCAAAACCCGAAAAUCACAAAGAUCUAGAACGUUUCUUAGGCCUUGUGAAUUACAUAGGAAAAUUUGUAAAAAAUAUGUCUGAAAAAACGCAUCAUUUAAGGCAAUUAUUAAAAAAAGAUAUUGAGUGGCAUUGGGACAGCUCUCAUCAACAAGCUUUCGAUCAGAUCAAGAAAUGCCUGACAGAGGUACCGGUGUUACAGUACUUUGACGUAAGUAAACCUGUAGUUCUAUCGGUAGACUCUAGUAAAAACGGACUUGGAGCUUGUCUUCUUCAAAAUAAUCUUCCCGUAAGCUAUGCUUCAAGGUCGUUGACAAAGGCGGAGCAAAAUUACGCGCAAAUAGAAAAAGAAUUAUUGGCAUGUGUGUAUGCGUGUGAGAAAUAUUAUUCUUAUAUAUAUGGCAAACAUGAUGUGACUAUUGAAACGGAUCACAAGCCAUUGGUAAAUAUAAUAAGCAAACCAAUUGCAGAUGCUCCCGCAAGACUCCAAAGAAUGUUACUACGAUUACAGUUGUACACAUUUAAAUUGGUAUAUAAACCCGGCCGGUUUUUGUAUAUAGCGGAUACGUUAUCGCGAGCCGUAGACCCCGCGAGCGCAGGUACCGAGCCCGCCGCCGCCGCCGCCGCCGAUUUCAGCACGGACGCGCAGGUGUGCGCUGUGCUCUCCUGUAACCCGCUUACAGAUACUCACUUUUUACAGCUGCAAAGACUUACACAGUGUGAUAAUGAAUUAAAAUGUAUAAUAAAAUAUAUUAAAGAAGGAUGGCCAAACAACAAAAAUAAUUGUGAUGAUUGUGUUAAACCAUAUUG
Molecule: messenger RNA, 3113 nt
Organism: Cydia fagiglandana
Lineage: Eukaryota; Metazoa; Arthropoda; Insecta; Lepidoptera; Tortricidae
Exons: 1
Coding region: 241-1968 (575 amino acids)
Biological process (GO): proteolysis
Molecular function (GO): aspartic-type endopeptidase activity
Source: RefSeq, a predicted model, not a curated record